AUGGCGUGGUCCUCACUACGGCAGCUUGCGAGGCAGGUCAAGGCGCUGGUGUGGAAGAACCUGGUGCUGCUGGUCACGCGGCACUGGCUAUCGACGCUGUUGCUGGCCGCCGUCGCCCCAAUCGCCAUUCUUGCCGUCACCCUCAACAUCAAGAACUUCGAGCCGGCCAAGAAGGGCUUUGGCGUCGGCUCGCCCGCGCCCGUGAUCGCUCUCCGCGACGCCAUUCCCGCUUCGCAGCGGCUGGUCAUCGUCAGGGCCGACAACCCGGACUUCGGCUCCGACAUUGACGAUGUCAUCAAGACCAUCACGCAGCCGCUUGCGCCCAGCCAGUGGUUCCAGGUCAGCAGCCGCCAGGAGGCCACUGACAGCUGCUUCACCAACUUCCGCGGCACGUCGGGCUGCUAUGCCGUCAUCACCUUCAACGACUCGCCCUUGUCCACCGUCCCGUUUCUGAACCACACCUGGUCCUACACGGUCCGCUUCGACCCCAUUCACGGCCAGGUGUACAGCGCCGAUGUCUUCUCCCAAGACAAUACCUACCAGAGAUACUGGCUGCCCACGCAGCUGGCCGUCGAGAAUGCCAUGACCAACUCCACCGAGGCCCCACUCACCUACAUGUAUACCACGCAAACGCAGGAGGAUGUGGACGCUGACCAGAGAAAACAAUACGCCAAGAACGUGAUCCGCAUCUUCGUCAUCGUCUUCUUCCUCCAUGUGGUGCCGUCCAUCUACCAUGUUGUCAACGUCAUCACCACGGAGCGCGAGAUUGGCCUCUCCCAGCUGGUUGAUGCCAUGGGCAGCGGUCCUGCCGCUCGCGUCGCCAGCCACAUCAUCGCUUUCAGCAUCGUGUACUUGCCAACGUGGCUUAUCUCUGGUGUUCUGUACUGGGACCUCCUCUUCCCCGACACAAAUGCGGCCAUACUCAUCUUCUGGCAGCUGUUUAGCAGCCUGGCCUUUCUCAACGCGUCCGUCUUCGCGGCAGCCUUCUUCAAGACGCGUAGAAUCUCGAGCAUAUUCGUCGUCAUCUGCUUCGGUCUCCUCGCCGCAGGCGCCAUGGACACGCUUAGCCAGAGGAUCCAGACGAGCAGCGUCUUGCCUCUGUCGCUCUUCUUUCCGGCCAUGAACUACAUCUAUCUUGUCUCUCAUGCAAGUUUCCCCGCCCGCCAUGCCGCGUCUAACCCUCCCGUCAACAUGUGUCAAACCUCGGGGCUCGAAUCGUUUGACCUCGAGCAGUCGUACUACGUCCCCGUGAAGACGUUCUGGGGGUUUCUAAUCCUACAGAUCUUCUUCUACCCGGUGCUGGCCAUCCUCGCCGAGCACUUUGUCCACGGCAUCAACCACAAGGGGCGCGCCAUGACGGCGACAGGAGACACGGAAUUCUCGGGGGGCGGCGACGCCGACUCUGGCGUGGCCAUCAGGACCACCGGGCUGGCCAAGGUGUAUACCCUGACGUGGCACAAGAACUGGGCCGGCUUCGGCAGGGACAAGAACACGGGGCUGCGGGCGCUGAACGGCGUCGACCUCGUCGCCCACAAACGCCAGAUCCUGUGCCUGCUCGGCGUCAACGGCGCCGGCAAGUCCACCACGCUCGAUCUGCUGUCAGGAUUCAAGCAGCCCACGGCCGGGACUAUGGACAUUGCUGCCAGUCCCUCGCAGCUUGGCAUAUGUCCGCAGCAAAAUGUCUUGUUUGGCCGGCUUACGGUUCUCGAGCACGUCAAGUUCUGGUCUCAGCUGAAGGGCGGGAGGGAAGACGCCAAUGCCAUGCACGAGCUGAUUGCAGCAUGCAACUUGUCCCACAAGACACACAGCCAGGCGGGCACGCUGAGCGGUGGGCAGAAGCGCAAGCUGCAGUUAGCGUGCAUGUUUGUCGGGGGCACCACGGUGUGUCUGAUGGACGAGGUGACGUCUGGACUGGACCCGAUAUCCCGGCGCGCCAUUUGGAACAUUAUCCUGGCGGAGCGCUCCAAGCGGUCUAUGGUCUUCACGACGCACUUCCUCGACGAGGGCGAGGUGCUGGCAGACCACAUCGUCAUCCUCUCGAAGGGCCAGAUCAAGUGCCAGGGUCCGGGCAUCGAGCUUAAAAACACUUACGGUGGUGGCUAUCGCGUCUACGUCCCCCUCGAGUCGGCACACGGGGGCGUCAAGGGUAUCGACGCCCCGUGGACGCUUCACCAGGACCAGAUGGUCUACCAGACGCCCGAUUCGCGCUCGGCGGCCCAGAUCGUGUCGCAGCUCGAGGCGGCCGGUCACUCAAACGUGCAAGUCGCCGGGCCCACGGUUGAAAACGUGUUUCUGCACGUGGCCCAGGCCGACGUGGAGGCACAGGAGCUGGCGCUAGCGCUAGGGCACCAAGACGAUGAAAAGGGAGUGGACAUCAACAACAGCAACACCAUCAAGGGCGCGGCGCCCAUGCUGCUCCCCGGGCAGCAGCUCAGCUCGGGGAGGCCGACGUCCUUCUUCCAGCAGGUGCGGAUCCUGAUGAUGAAGCGGAUGCGGGUGCUGCCGCGGUACUGGGCGUCUGCGUUCCUGGCCCUGUUGUUGCCGAUCGCGCUAAUGCCCGGCAUCAAUACACUGAUCAAGAAGAGUUUCAUCCGGCCCUACUGCGUCAACCACAACAACCAGUGGAGCAUUUACGAGCCCGCCAACGUCAGCCUCUACAGCUUCUACUACUACAGCCCCGACUUCGAGUAUGUGGGCAAGCACAUGCCCUUCGGCCCACCCUCUGCGGUGUCCGCGCUGCGCGACGUGCUCAGCAAGUUCCCCGUUGGCUAUGAGUACAACAUGUCGUACUUCGACGCAGACUUCGACGUCUACGACACGCUCGACGAGUUCCAGGCCAAGAUCCACAAAGAGCACCCCUUCGGCCAGGCGCAGCUGUUUAUCGGUACCGACGGCAAGCCCACGACCAUCGCCCAGAACUCGCAGACGAGCAUCGAGGGCGCCAUGAUCUCGCUCAACCUGUACACGUCCAUCCGCAGCGGCUUCCACUUACAUCCUGGUGAGAAGCUCUCCCCACCCUUCUUCCUCACCCACCAUGCAACACUGACAUCACGCUGCUACGGCCAGUAUGCCUCUCUGAUCAUGGCCCUCUACCCGGCCUUCUUCGCGCUGUACCCGGCGUUUGAGCGCGUGCAGAAUGUGCGGGCGCUGCAAUUCUCCAACGGCGUGCGGCCGCUGCCCAUGUGGACGGCCUACUUCUUGUUCGACCUCGCCUUCGUGACUGCCGUGUCAAUCGCCUUCACCAUAACCGUCAGCCAGCAGUUUCCUCUGUGGUGGGGCUACGCAUAUAUGUUCCCGGUGUGCCUGUUGCACGGAAUCACGGCCAUCGUACUGGCCUACAUCGUCAGCCUGCGCGCCUCGUCGCAGCUGUCGGGCUUCCUGUGGGCCAUUUGCUUCGCGCUGCUGAGCUGGUUUGCCAUGGUGUUGGCUUAUGUCCUACCCAACACGAUAUCCGACGCGAUCAACGUGCAGCGCAACGCCGACAUCGUGGCCUACACGCUCGGACUCUUGUUCCCGAUCGGCAACGUGAUCCGCGGCAUGGCGGUGGGCUUCAACAUGUACCAGCUCGCGUGCCGCGACGACGGCGCCGCGGCGACGCCCGGCAGCUGGUGGGGCUACGGCUUCCCGAUCACUUACCUGAUCGUGCAGGCCGUGCUGUUCGGCGCCCUGCUCGUGUGGCUCGACAGCGACCUGUCCUUCUCGCUGCUGCUGCCGCGGCGCGGCCCGAGCAGAGGCGGUGCUGGCGGCGCCGCAGCUGUCGCUGCCGCUGGGAGAUACGGCCCGCUGUCAGACGACGAUAUCGAGCUUGCCCCCGGCGGCAAGGCCGGCGCCUUCACAAAAUCGUCGCCGCGAGACCUCGUGCGCAUGGUCCACGUGUCCAAGACGUUCGGGGGCGGCGGCGUGCCGGCCGUAGACGACCUGUCGCUGGGGCUCGGGCGGGGCGAGAUCCUGGCACUACUGGGACCCAACGGCGCGGGCAAGACGACGGUUGUUGACAUGAUGCGCGGCGAGCUGCGGCCGACGCGUGGUGACAUGUUCGUGCGCGACAUGUCGGUGUCGCGGCACCCGCGCGCCGCGCAGCAGGCCACAGGCGUGUGCCCGCAGUUCGAUGCCCUCGACCUCCUCACGGCGCGGCAGCACCUGGCCUUUUAUGCGCGCAUCAAGGGCGUGCCGGCCGCGGAGCUCGACGCCAACGUCAACACGGCGCUCGCGCGCGUCGGGCUGGCUGAGCACGCCGACAAGCAGGCGGCGGCGCUGUCGGGCGGCAACCGCCGCAAGCUCAGCCUGGCCAUCGCGCUGAUGGGCAACCCGGCUGUGCUGGUGCUCGACGAGCCCAGCAGCUCCAUGGACGCGGCGGCCAAGCGCGCCAUGUGGAGCAUCAUCCGGUCCGAGAUGGCGACGGCGAGCGGCGAGGACUCAGCGGGGGGCGGCCGGGCGCUCCUGCUGACGACACACUCGAUGGAGGAGGCCGACGCGCUGGCCACGCGCGCCGCCAUCCUCAGCCAGGGCCGGCUGCUGGCGAUCGGCACGACGGGCGUGCUGCGCCACGCGUACAGCAGCGUGUACCACGUGCAGCUGCUGCUGGCGUCGGCGCCGCACUCGCCCGAGCACGAGAUGCACGCCGUCGAGGACUGGGUGCGCGCCGAGUUCGCCCACACCACCUUCGAGGGCCCCAGCCUCGGCGGCCAGGUCAAGUUCAUGGUGCCCGCGUCUGGGAGUGUCAGCCAUCUCAUUUCGGUGCUCGAGGCCCACAGGGACCAGCUCGGCCUGCACGACUACUCGAUCGGCGCGCCAACGCUCGAGAGGGUGUUUUUAAGCGUUGUUAAGGACAGCUAUGUCGAGGAGGAGGGGAAGCAGAGGCGAAAGGGGCUGACUGGGCUUUUGGAUUUCCUUGGCUGGAGACGUUCGCAGAAAGAAUAA
Lasiosphaeria miniovina is the source of this 4920-nucleotide messenger RNA. RefSeq lists its product as uncharacterized. The record is from RefSeq and is a predicted model, not a curated record. Bases 1 to 4920 code for a protein of 1639 amino acids. Gene Ontology annotation, biological process: transmembrane transport; lipid transport. Gene Ontology annotation, cellular component: membrane; intracellular membrane-bounded organelle. Lineage: Eukaryota; Fungi; Ascomycota; Sordariomycetes; Sordariales; Lasiosphaeriaceae. Gene Ontology annotation, molecular function: ATP binding; ABC-type transporter activity; ATP hydrolysis activity. The transcript has 9 exons.